Messenger RNA from Leucoraja erinaceus (little skate), 1350 nucleotides. Its product is annotated as aldo-keto reductase family 1 member B1-like. The record is from RefSeq and is a predicted model, not a curated record. Gene Ontology annotation, cellular component: cytosol. Gene Ontology annotation, molecular function: aldose reductase (NADPH) activity. Lineage: Eukaryota; Metazoa; Chordata; Chondrichthyes; Rajiformes; Rajidae. The transcript is spliced from 10 exons. Bases 16 to 1059 code for a protein of 347 amino acids.
GUGGGCGGGCAACUAAUGGGAGGAGGAGCUGGCACCAGUGGGCUGAGUUGUGGGAUUCCAUAUAAACCCGGGCAGCGCUGUUUACCAGAACUUUCCGCCGGCUUCGCCAAUACCAUGGCUGUCACCCUCAACAACGGAUGUCGCAUGCCCAACAUCGGGCUGGGCACCUGGAAAUCUGAGCCAGGUAAAGUGACAGUGGCAGUGGAAAAAGCCAUUGACAUUGGAUAUCGUCACAUCGAUGGUGCAUUUGUAUAUGAAAAUGAGAAAGAAGUUGGUGAAGCUAUUGCUCAGAAAAUUAAGGAUGGAAUUGUAAAACGUGAAGACCUUUUCAUUGUUAGCAAGCUGUGGUGCACCUUUCAUGCAAAGGAUCAGGUAAAGAACGCCUGUGCUAAAACCCUAAAUGACCUAAACCUGGAAUAUCUGGAUCUGUACCUUAUUCACUGGCCUAUGGGAUUCAAGGCUGGUCAGGUGAACCUUCCUCUUGAUGAGAACGACAUGAUCAUACCAAGCAAUACAGAUUUUGUUGACACUUGGGAAGCAAUGGAAGAUCUAGUUGCCAAUAAAAAGGUUAAAGCUAUAGGGGUGUCCAACUUUAAUAGUGAGCAGAUUACGAGUAUCCUAAAUAAACCGGGUCUAAAGAUCAAACCAGCUGUCAACCAGAUUGAAUGCCACCCAUAUCUGACUCAAGAAGAUCUGAUCUCCUAUUGCAAAUCUAAAGAUAUUGCUGUGACAGCCUAUAGUCCACUGGGAUCUCCAGAUAGACCAUGGGCAAAGCCAGAUGAACCCAAUCUCCUUGCAGAUCCUAAGAUACUGGAAAUAGCAAAACGUCAUGGAAAAUCAUCGGCACAACUGUUGAUCCGGUUCCAGAUUCAAAGAGGGCUAAUUGUAAUUCCAAAGUCUGUCACCCCAAAUCGGAUUAAGGAAAACUUUCAGGUGUUUGACUUUCAGUUAAGUGAUGCAGAGAUGAAGACCAUCCUCUCCUUUAACAGGAACUGGCGAUGUUGUUCAAUGCCUUGGUGUGUUAACCACAAGAACUAUCCAUUCAAGUUAACUAAGUAAACUGUGCUUCAAGUGGAACAAGCUAUUCAUCUAGCAGAAAACUUGUGGUGCUCUGUCUGUAAACUUGAACAGCUAAUAUUUGAACCUUGAACCUAAUAUUUAAAAAAAAAACCUUUAUACGUUUUACUGUCUGGUGACAUACUUUUGUAACCAUGAUGCAAAUAAACAUUCUAGAGAAGGGUAAUUUUCCACUUGUGCUGGGAUGCCUCUAUCUUCUUUCUGUGCAAAACCAGAUCAACAAGUUCUUGGCACCAGUUUGGAAAAAAUGCCUGUUUUCUUAUUUUAACCAUU